UCAGCUGCUCACUUUGCAGAAUACUCAGACCCAAACGCUGCCCAGCUCGGGCUGCCCCGCUCUCCAAAGCCAGCUGGUCUGGCUUAACAACGCUGCUUUUAUUCACCUUUUUUUUUUUCCCCCCCGGCUUCGGUUCGUCUUGUUUGACACAAGGGACUGAUUGAGCAAACCCACAGCUGGAGCUGCUGGGAGUCCUUCCAGGUGAAGAGAGAAGAGAAAGCACUGGUGCUUACUCACUGACAGCCCGGGAAGCGCGUGCUCUGCUCCGGGAGGAGAGGAGUCGCUGGAUGGACUGAAGUGAACCGCUGGACGGAGACACGCUGCAGCGGGACGUGGCGUGACGAAUUACGCGCAAGGGAGCUUCUAGGCAAGAGCUCGGAGCUGAGCGGAGUACUUUGUGUCCAGAGCCGUGGACGGGUCGAGUUUCCCGCCUUGGACUUGUGGGAAUACUUUGGACAUUUUCCUGCCAGAGAUUCAUUGCACUGCGCGAGGAAAGAGAGCUUCAACUGUUUCUCCUCAGAGUAGGACAAGCGGGGGUGAAAGUACCAGCCAGCAGUUUGGGAAUCAGAAGCAAAGACGUUUGAGGACCUGGAAGUGAAUUAAAGGAGCCAAAAGAAACAACAACUGUGAGAGAGAAGAAGAAGAGGCAGGAAGAUUGCUAAGAUGGGGAGAAAAAAGAUUCAGAUCGCACGGAUAAUGGAUGAAAGGAACAGACAUGUGACAUUUACAAAGCGCAAGUUUGGCCUGAUGAAAAAAGCCUACGAGCUGAGUGUGCUGUGCGACUGUGAGAUUGCGCUCAUCAUCUUCAACAGCACCAACAAGCUGUUUCAGUACGCCAGCACCGACAUGGACAAGGUUCUGCUCAAAUACACAGAGUACAACGAGCCGCAUGAGAGUCGGACCAACUCAGACAUCGUGGAUACUCUGCGUAAGAAGGGUUUAAACGGCUGUGAAAGCCCCGACAUCGAAGCCGACGACUCUGCUGGCCAGAGCCCAGAGUUAGACGAAAAGUACUGCAAACUUAACGAAGACAUCGAUCUGAUGAUCAACAGACAGAGAAUCUGUCAGGGUCUGCCUCCGUCUGGCUAUGAUAUGGGGGUGACCAUCCCAGGCAGCAAUCCCAGCGGGCUGCUGUACUCUCACCAGGGCAUAGGGGGCACUGUGACUAAUCACAACAUGCUGCCCAUCACACACUCAUCCUUGCAGAGAAACACCAUGUCCCCUCAACGGCCCCCCAGCGCUGGGAAUGCAGGCAUGAUGGCGUCAGAUCUUCCAAACACUGUGGUCUCUGGAGUGGGGAACGGCAACUUCAGCUCCCACUGCACCUCCCCUGGGCUCAUGUCCCCGGCUGGUGUCUCCAAAAAUAUGCAGGACAAGAGUCCCCCUCACAUGGGCAUGAGCCACAAGCCUGACCUCCGAACUCUGAUGCCACCCUCCAACAAGUGCUCCAUCAUGCCUACCAUUAACCAGAGAAUAAAUCACUCCCAGACAGCUCAGACACUGUCCACACCUGCAGUGUCCAUCGCUGCUUCUGGGAUUAGCGGUUAUCCAUCUACCAUAUCAUCUUACAGCACAGAGUUUUCCCUCGGCAGCGAGCUGUCCUCUUUUUCUGGCUUUGGAAGUUCAGGUCUGGGAUCAGUGACGAACUGGCAGCAGCAGCAGCUGCAGAAUCUUCAGCACUCAGCACUAGGACACAUGGGAAACUUGUGCCAGAACUCAAACCUGGAUGUCCCCUCUGUUCAUCACAACCUCCACAUUAAGUGUGAGCCCGCCUCGCCUCCCAGAGACCGGAGCAUGGGUGUGGGCGGGGCUGGACUCAGAGGAGGCGUGAACCCGGCUGGAUACUCCAUCGGUAGCGGUCGGGGGCCUCACGAAUCUGGCAGUUCCCCCGGCGACAGCGCGUCCAGCUGCGGCAGCUCCUACGAAGGCAGUGAGGAGCGCGAGGAUCUCCACGGCAACGAGAGCUUCCUACUGCAGCCGCUGUCCAAUCAGGAGGAGCGUCACAGCCCAUCAGUAAAACGGAUGAGGCUAUCAGAGGGCUGGGCCACAUAAUGGGAGCAGCCCUACAGGCACAGGGGUGGGGGUGCAAGUAAAGUUACCAUAUAGUGUUAUUAUUAUUAAUAUUAUUAUUAUUAUCACGAUAUUCUCCUUGUACUGAAUGCAUGAGCUUUAUGUUUAUUGGUGGGAUGUAGUUGAGGCGGCAGGUUUUGCAAUGUGUACUGCAGGUAAAUGUCGCCGCAGGUCAGGAUCAGUACACAAAACCUGGAGAACAAAAAUUCUGAAGUUUGAUCUGUGUGUCAAAACAUUCUCAAGAUUAUUAAAUACCUGACAAAAAAUGUAUUCAGCUGUAGAUUAUAAACAAACUGUAUUAUCUCAGUAAGAGCAUUCAAACUCUUUCAAAACGUUCACAUUUAGCCACGUUACAAUCAAAUACUUCUGCUGGGGGACCAGGAUUUUCAGAGUGAUGAGCAUUAUUAGUUUUCUACAACUUACCAGAGCACCUGGGUUCACGUUUUCUGUUUCCUAACCAUGGCUUGAGGCAAACCGUAAACAUAGCUUUCUUCUUGCCAGUCUUCCAUAAAGGCCAGACUCGUGGAGAGCCCAACUAGGAGUUGUGCUGUCGACACAUUGGGGAUCUCUGCAGCUCCUCCAGAGUUACCAUGGGCCUCUUGGCUGUUUCUCUGAUUAAUGCUUCCUUUGCCCGGCCUGACAUGUUAGGUGAACGUCUGCAGUCGGUCCAGCCUCUUCAGAUGCUCAGAUGGUGGCUGGAUCAGAACUCUGUGAGUUGUUUAAAGCUUGGGCUAGUGGUGUAGAGCCUGACCCUAGUUUAACCUGCUCCACAGCUUUCUACCCAACCUGUCUGCUGGGCACCGUCAGAACCAAAGUGUUGUGCUCAGUUAGGUCAAUGUUUAACCACAUUUUUGUUCAUAUCUUUUUUAUAUGAAAUCUUUAUAAGAAAAAACUGAAUUUAAAUUUGUUUUCCCUCUAAUCAGUCAAAGCUCAAACUUGUUCCUAAGAAUCUUUUGACACAUAAGUGAAUCUUGAGAAUUGACUUUUUUAUGUACACUGAUGGAUGAGAAUUUUGCUUGAGAUCAUCAAACAGUGUACAUUUACGGCUUGUUUUCAGUGUGUGUUUAGGUAGCGUGGGGAUUAUAAGUGAACAACUGAUAUGUGAAUUUCUCAUGUGCUGUCAUGUAUGCAAACUAAAGAAAAAGUCAAGGGGAAGAAGUCUGGUACUCUGAACAGUGAAGCUACUGGUGAGUUUUAACGCUGCGUGGAUCUGUGCCGACGCACUCGGUCCACGGUUGUUACACAAGCUGCGUUGCAGGUUCAACACAAACAAACGCUUUUAAAUGUAUCGCACAAUUACACAAGAAUGGCUUUAGAGGGAAGGGAGACGGUGAGACACGUAGGAAAAGAGUGAAGGAGUAGGUGCUGAGAAGGGGAGUUUUGACUAACAGAGUAACCAUUUGAUUGGAAGUUAGAAAGCAGCAAGCUGUCUGAUUUAAGCAGAAGCUUCUACUGGUUCUGUUAUUCAAAAGGCUGGAGAACAAGCAGAGGUGUUGAGAUGGUUGCUGAGAGGUCUGGUUGGAGUUGAUGCAACAAGUUGCUUAGGAAAUAAUCACUGUAUAAAGUUUACUUGAUAUUUGGAUGCUCAGUUUGUGAUUAGCUUUCUGAAUGGUGUGGCAACAAACAAGCCAGCUAGAGAAAAGUAGCCGCAUGGGCUGGAUUUGACAAGAAACUCUGAACCAAACUGUGAAAAUGAACCACUACAGGAUAUCUACGUACAUCCGUACUCUGAGGAAUGUUUCCCUUAGUUCUGCUGAAAACUGGGUUUAAACUGAAAUCAUAACUGGGGUGACAGUAAAAGUUUACACUAAAAACUAAAAGACCAGAUUAAUGUUGGAAGCCCAACAAGUGGAAUGUGGUGACAUCUAGAGGCCAACGUUUGACACUGCAGCAAAAUAAUUCCUCUCCAUUUACCUCUGAUCUGGGCUGGCCAUAAAACAAAUGUAAAAGUUGAACUGUUCGACUUGUCUCCUUUAUAUUUUUGUGAAUGUUUUUUUUUUUUUUUUGGUUUUAAAAUCUGAUAAAUUUCCAAAAAGUAUACAAAGGGAAAGACAUGUUUCUAUCAAAAUUGAAAGUAUUUAAAGUUUGUAGCAAUAAAAUAUUUGUAUUUUAAGGUAAUGUUUUAAAAUGGUUAAAUGGUUCCCCAAAAACACUAAACAUGCUUCUACUAAUUUUUUUUCAACUUUAAAAGGAACAAGAAACCCAAUGAAUAAAACAACAACUUCCUUUUUCAUGCUGCUGUGGAACAAAUGAGUGUUUACUAUUAGGCACUAUUAAAUAACACAGUCAAGUAAGCUUAAUUCUUCUGGUUGGGGGGGGGGGGGGGCAGACAUUUUAGUCCUUGUCCUGUGGAUGGGACUAAAAUGAUGUCUUCAUAGACAUGCACACUGAUAUUUAGAUGUUCCGAGCAAAGCCCAUUCCAGUGUAAAUGCCUCUGUUGUGGUUCUCUUUCACUGUUUUCUUUUCAGUCCACAUAAAGCAAGAUUUCAGUUUUGGCCUUUUCCCACUAUGUUGUGAGCUUUUCCGUAUCGGUAGUGGAGCGACCCAGUGUGAUCGUUCAGAGCCAGGAGCUAUAAAGCUAAAACAUACAGAACAUAGAUGCUUUGCUGCACAAACCUGUGGCGUUGUGUUUUAGAGACUAUAGGUUUCCUUUGUUAUUUAAUCAAAGGGGUGUUUUAUUGAGUUCUGCAGUCCAGUCUGAUGCUUGCGAUAUAAACCCAACAGAAAGCACAAAGUUAUAAUGGCUGGUGUCAGACCCAGGGAGAGUUCACAGCAAUCUUACUGGUAUUUGUUCAGGAACUUUUACAGGGGUGCAGAAUUUACUCAGGUCAUUUAUUCAAGGGAAUAUCCUUUUACAGCAACCAAGUAUUAUCAGUAUGAUGCAAGAUCCAGUAUGGAUCUUGGGGUAACCUGUCCACUAGGGUCACAUUUUGGCUCAGUUUCUUUAUAAAUAAUCAAAUCACAGCAAACGUUAUCUCAAGACACUUUGCGACCAAAGCGGGUCCUAUUCAUAUCCAGUUAUAUAGAAACAAUUUAUACAGGUAAAAUCAAAUCAUGUUUCCGAUUGAAUUACAUAUAGGCCAAUGUGAUCAUGUUUAUAUGCUACACAGCACGAAACACUGUUAAACCGUUUGCUAAGGGGGAAAAAAACGGCCAAACAUUUAGGUUUGACUGGAAAUAUAAGAAGCCCUAACCAAAAUUGUAAAAGCAAGAUCCAAGGAGAAACCCAACAGAUGCACAAUUCCAUCCUUAGCUAGCAAAAUAAGCUAUUUUAGCUACUUCCAGGUGGAGGCUGAUGUCUGAAUGUGAAAUCUCAGAAACUUUCAGACACAGCCAGCAAGACUUUGGCUUGAGUAAAUGUGUUCAAGUCUGGUGCUUUGCAUUAACCCUGGAUGUUGGAACUCUGAUUUGGAAAUUAGUUCAGACCUAGUUUAAAUAUGUUUCAGCUCCAACUUGGAAAUCCUGCAGGAUUUGCUAAUUGUUGCACUAAUUAGAGAGGUUCAUGUUGUUUUUCUAAGUAUUUUAUGCAUCUAGAGACAAAAAAGUACCGUCCAGUACCCAUAGAUGUGCUCUGUGUGUUUUAUUUCAAAGAGACACAAAACGUCAGAAGAACCAAUAAACAGAUAAACUCUGCAGCGAUCACUGUUUAUGCAGCCAUGUUGGAUUUAGGGGUUGAGGUUGGUGGAAAAGCCUCCAACUUUGCAGGAUAUUCCAGUUGAGCUUUUGAACUUUAAAUUUGAUAGUGUACUAGUUUCAAGUACAAAUAACACACAAAUAAUUUCCCCUGAUGCCAUAUUUUAGCCGGUCUGACGCCAGCCACACAUCCAGGUUUUUUCAAACAAAACUGGACUGCAAUCAACAUCCCUGUUAGAUAUUUCUUUUUGUUUAUGUUGUUUUUUUUUCUCUGUGUAUUAAAAAGACAGAUGUGGCUGGGGGUGCAAAUUUGAAUAUUUUUGCUUAAAACUGUAUAUUUGGAGUUCGAGCCCUCAGCCACUCUUCAUUUUUUUCUGCUCAGCACCAGAAGUCCCUUAGGAAAUGGUGGAGCAAACCACAUUACUGUUUAUUGACUAUAUGGCUGAGCCUCGGCAGAGGUUCUCCUCUCCUCCAUCAGUCUGGAUGGAUAUUUGGGUCUAGCCUAAAAGAUGUGAAGAACAUUAGCCAGGAGCUCAUCCAUGGGCUCCAGGUGGCGCCAGCUGACUGCGGGUUCAAAUGGGAGGCUGGCUUUAAAAAGGAAGAAAGAAUAGAAACUAAGCAGAUCCAUUUAUAUGCACAUAACUCUGAAUCUUUACAUUGUUUCUGUAACCAGUUACUUCCUGGACUUCUGUCAGGUACCGUACCUAAAAGGCUCUAAAGAAAUAGCUGUAUUUAAUUUUAUUUAAAUUUUUUUUUUUUUCAUCUGGCGACAUUACUGAAUGUCUUCUGUACAACGAAAUGUACAAGUUUUGGUCUGCAUUCUCCCCUCAUCACAUGCUUCCAGUCAUCAUGACUUAGAUUUACUGAGAGAUUGUUAGCGGCAUAAGCUGGCCUUUUGUCGCCACCUGACACAACCAUGAUCCAAGCGCACAUCGGUUGUUGUAGAACUCCCUCACUCAGAACUGUGGUAGUGUUUGUAUUUUGCAGAAAAUAAAAAUGCCCAUGUUUUGUUCCACA
Messenger RNA from Fundulus heteroclitus (mummichog), 6720 nucleotides. It is a transcript of the gene mef2ca, whose product is annotated as myocyte enhancer factor 2ca. The coding region runs from base 664 to 2052 and encodes 462 amino acids. Lineage: Eukaryota; Metazoa; Chordata; Actinopteri; Cyprinodontiformes; Fundulidae. Gene Ontology annotation, biological process: positive regulation of transcription by RNA polymerase II. The record is from RefSeq and is a predicted model, not a curated record. Gene Ontology annotation, molecular function: RNA polymerase II cis-regulatory region sequence-specific DNA binding; protein dimerization activity; DNA-binding transcription factor activity, RNA polymerase II-specific. The transcript has 12 exons.